Macroventuria anomochaeta is the source of this 779-nucleotide messenger RNA. RefSeq lists its product as uncharacterized. The record is from RefSeq and is a predicted model, not a curated record. The transcript has a single exon. NCBI's taxonomy places the organism in Eukaryota, Fungi, Ascomycota, Dothideomycetes, Pleosporales, Didymellaceae. The coding region runs from base 97 to 741 and encodes 214 amino acids.
GACUGCGCAAGUGCGGGAAGUGCAACAUUGCACUUGACUCUCACCAGUAAACAAGCGCACGUUUCUCACAACUUCUCAACCCUCUCUAACCAUUACAUGAUGGGAGAUGCCGACCCUUCAGAGUUGCCGACGCAACCGCCCAUGGCCAUCAACACUUCGACGAAGCCGGCAGCCUGGCGCUUAGCCAACUCCACUCGAUCUACGAUCCAGUCUCGCCCUGAUUCGCAGCACCUUGAGCACCACAAUGAGCCAAGUCCAGGAUGGUCCGCAGUCCAGCACGAUUUCGAACGGCGGCUUAGCCGUUUCGGUAUCAAGGUCUCUGAGGAUAACAACAAUCCAGCUUCCAACACCUCGAACAAGCCGAUCGCACAAUCACGCGCUGCCGCUCACGCGAUCAUGGACCGCUACAAUCUUGACACGGCGCCGCGGGACAUCGUCGCGUUAAUAUCCAGAACCGAAGAAUUCCCACCCCUCGAGGCCCCGACCAUGGCGUGCUUUUCGAAAAACAAGAAAGAGACCAAGGUCGAGACCUUAGAGCGACAGUUGCGGCAGGCACAAACAGAGGCUCAGAUUUGGAAGGAGAAGUCCGAAACUCAGGAAUGCGAACUCCGUGUAUCUUAUGGCGAAACAAUGGAGUGGAGGAUGAAAUACGAAGACUUGUAUAGCGCUAUUAUCCAGGCCCGCGAACUACAGCCACGGGACUUGCGAGUGAAGAGGGAGGGCACGAAGUCGUUGGGUUGAAUGCGCAGUGCAUGGACUGUAUGCUCGAAGGAGGGUCC